AUGUGUCGCUCCCCGCAAAUGCAGCACAGCAAGAGUGUCUUUCACUCGUUUAUUAUACUGCCGUGCAAAGCUAGAGACCAUGACCGCCAUGAUUACAACGCAGUUUCUCAACCGUACAGCAAUUAUCCGAAGAUGGUGCGCGACAUGUAUCCAUUAUCAGCGGCGAGGCAUGCCGACUCUCGUGAUAAUCUGGGGACCGAGACAGCUCUAGUUGAGGCCGAACGAGGCUUAUGUAAAUUGUACGAGAUCCCGUCCCACCAGACUUCGACAUCCUUUGGCGAGGCAAUUGGUCGCACGCCGCCGGACAACUUCAUCCCGAAACGUGGUCUGCCCCGCCUAAGAGAAAGCUGGACUACGACGAAGCAGAAGGGACUAUCCGUACAAUCGCCGCUACUACGCAUUACCAAAUCAGAGGCUAGCGCGGCCACCACCGAACCGGAGCGCAACGCUAAAUAUUAUCCAAAGAUUUUAAAGUUCGUCCGCAGAGAUACUCGCCACGAUACAUUCGCCAUUAUGGUCCACCACGGCCUGAACGAUAUUGAAGCAGGUCUGGUCGAGUCCAGCUAUGAUGCAACUAUAGUUUCGUUCGAGAAAAUGGCCCUUGGAAGCGAUCUCCGUCGUGGGGUCUACGAGUACGGCUUCGACGGCCCGUCUGCUUUACAGCAACGCGUCAUACUGCCUGUAAUCCAAGUCAAAGGUCACGACAUCGUUGUUGUCGCGCAGUCUGCCACCGGCAAGACAUCUGCACUCUGCAUUUCUGUCCUUCAGAAGAUUGAUCCCGAUAUCAAGGCUUGCCAAGCUUUGAUUCUAGUGUCCAACCAGGAUCUUGCUGGACAGAUCCAGAAGACUAUCAGUGGCAUGGGUCGUUUCAUGCAGAUUAGCCACCCUGCCAACAUUUUCAAGUCAGACGCUGGCGAUGACAUGGGUAUACUCCACGAUGCUCAACAAGUCGUCAUUGGCGAACCGAGCCAGGUCUACAAUAUGCUUCGAUCUGGUACAAUCACAGCAGAGAAUAUAAACGUACUCUUUCUCGAUGACGCCGAUGAGUUAUUAUCACGUAACAUCGCUGAGCAGAUCUGCGGUAUACAUGAACUUCUGCCAGAGUCUACGCAAUUCAUCCUCUUCUCAACAACAACGCCACAUUGUAUGCUCGAAACCGCCGCAAAAUUGAUGCACGACCCUUUAUACAUCACUGUGGCCAAAACCGAAUAUCCCCUCGAUGGUAUCAAGCAGUCCUAUAUAGUUGUUGAGACGGAGGAGCGCAAGCUCGAUAUCCUUUCCGAGUUAUACGAGAGCUCCGCGCUCGCCCGAGGGAUCAUCUUCUGCAACAGGCGCAAAAAGGUGGAGUGGCUGGAGCAGAAGCUCACCGACCGUGGCUUGGCUACCUCUGCGAUGCAUGCCGACAUGCGCGCUAUCGACCGUGCUGAUAUAUUGGCAGGCUUUCGCGCCAGUGCUUCUCGUGUACUAAUCGCCACUGAGAUGCUCGCUCGCGGUCUCGACGUGCAGCAAAUGACUCUCAUCGUCAACUUCGAAUUGCCCGCGAAUCCUGAGAAUUACAUUCAUCGUACUGGUCUUGGUAGACACUCUGGCCGAAAAAGUCCAGUCAUCAACUUGAUCACAGCCGAUGAGGUCCCCAGAGUACAGGAAAUCGAACAGCUCUACAACACCCGGAUAGAGAACAUGCACUAG
This is a messenger RNA of Akanthomyces muscarius, 1689 nucleotides long. RefSeq lists its product as uncharacterized. Gene Ontology annotation, molecular function: translation initiation factor activity; ATP binding. The transcript is spliced from 10 exons. The coding region runs from base 1 to 1689 and encodes 562 amino acids. Gene Ontology annotation, biological process: cytoplasmic translational initiation. Gene Ontology annotation, cellular component: cytoplasmic stress granule. The record is from RefSeq and is a predicted model, not a curated record. Lineage: Eukaryota; Fungi; Ascomycota; Sordariomycetes; Hypocreales; Cordycipitaceae.